UGGCAUUCGUUAAGACCGUGUGUUGUGUUUAGUUUUUUGUCCACGAAAAUUAGACCGUCUCUGUUUUUUUUGGCUCGUUUCGAUAUGAAAGCGUGGCUAUAAUUAUUGGUUAAAUACACGAUUGGGGUUUAACCAAACCGAAGUCGACGUCUCGGUUUGUUCGGUUAAGAUUAGGCCUUGUAGAACAUUCCAAAACGCCGCGUCAAAGCUUUUAGGGUUAGUUUCUGCUGUGUGGUUACCCACUCAAGUCUCCAGUGUUCCUCUGUGGCUCUGGUUUGCCCUAUUCUUCCCUUCCCCUCCUCUCUCUUGUUUUUUCCCUCUUCUCCAAGGAAUCUGGAAAAAAAUUAAACCUUUUUUUUCUAAAUCCCUGGAAAUCAGAAAAUUUCCUAUUGAGAAACCAUAGAUUCGAUUCAAGCCUUUGAUUGAAUCAAAAUAUCUGUUUUACCAAGAAUUCGGGUAAAAAAAAAGUUAAAUGGUUGAAGCAGAGCGCGCGGAGAAUAGUUGGAUUGCUUCGGAAAUGUCGUCGUCGUCGUCUCCGGCGGCAAUAGAAAGCCGUGAUUUUUCGAUCAUUGAUUCGACUAAUGGUGGAAUAAGAGAUGUGAGCGGAUUUGGUAUAGCUUCUCGGCCUCAGUUGGAGAAGGGUUUGUCGGAAAACAAUAUAGGGUUCACGGAAAGAGUUUUCUCUGCCGCCGGAGCUGCGGUUUUGUCCGCUGUUACUUUAAAUCCUCUAGACGUUGUCAAGACUCGAUUGCAAGCUCAAGCCGCCGGAAUGUCUUACUCUCACCCACUCAGUAACUCCAUUGGACGCAUGGCAUUUUUUGGACCAAACAUGAUGUUUGCAGACUUGAGAUGUUCUCCUUCAUGUUCACGCGCUGGUGUUCAAGGUACUGUUUCUAUUUGCCCACCGGAUUGUUUCCAGUACAAAGGAACUUUUGAUGUCUUCACCAAGAUCAUACGACAGGAGGGUCUAGCACGCCUGUGGAGAGGGACUAAUGCUGGUCUUGCCCUAGCUGUGCCCAUGGUUGGGAUAUAUCUCCCAUUCUAUGAUAUGUUUCGCAACCGAUUGGAAGAAUUAUCUCGGGAGAAAGCUCCUGCUAUGACAUUUUGUGUGCCUACUGUGGCAGGGUCCUUAGCGCGGUCCUUAGCUUGUACAGUGUGCUAUCCUAUUGAUCUUGCAAGAACGCGUAUGCAGGCAUUCAAAGAAGCAAAAGCUGGUGUGAAGCCUCCGGGAGUUUUUAAAACUCUAGUUGGUGUAUUCUCUGAAGUCAGGACAGCAAAUAACCUUGAAAGUAGUUUGCACAACUAUCGUGUUCUCUGGAGAGGUUUGGGUGCACAGCUUGCCCGUGAUGUUCCAUUUUCAGCAAUCUGCUGGUCGACCCUCGAGCCAAUAAAAAAGAGGCUUCUUGGAGUUGCGGGCAAUGACACAAAUCUUCUUGGUGUUUUCGGUGCAACCUUUUCUGCUGGUUUUAUAGCUGGAAGUAUCGCUGCUGCUUCUACUUGUCCUCUUGACGUUGCAAGAACAAGAAGACAGAUAGAGAAGGACCCUGGUAGGGCAUUGAUAAUGACGACACGACAGACACUAAUAGAGGUUUGGAGGGAUGGAGGGAUGAGAGGCCUGUUCAUGGGAAUGGGUCCACGAGUGGCGCGUGCAGGACCGUCUGUAGGGAUAGUGGUUUCCUUCUACGAAGUGGUCAAGUAUGUUCUGCAUCGCCAUGCUUCAUCAUGACCAGCAAAAUCACUAAUCUCCUACACAUGGAUGUGGAUACGGCUUUAGGUUGUAGCUUUUUUUUUUUUAAUUAACAGAAUAAGUUAAACAGGCUCAGUUCUCCAAGCCCUUGUUUCAUCCUUUUAUGAGCCGGAAUUUUGUUCAGUUAUUAAAUACCGGCUGUUUAAAUGUUUAAUCCGGUUUAUGUCG
Arabidopsis lyrata subsp. lyrata is the source of this 1915-nucleotide messenger RNA. Its product is annotated as mitochondrial carrier protein MTM1. Gene Ontology annotation, biological process: mitochondrial transmembrane transport. The coding region runs from base 473 to 1726 and encodes 417 amino acids. The record is from RefSeq and is a predicted model, not a curated record. The transcript has 10 exons. NCBI's taxonomy places the organism in Eukaryota, Viridiplantae, Streptophyta, Magnoliopsida, Brassicales, Brassicaceae.